CAUACUGGUGGACUCCAUUCAACUAAUUACAGGACUUCUAAAGAACACUGUCUGAACCACAACUCAUUCAGGUGAUGGUGAGCUGCUGCCCGUUGUUUAAGCCCUAAAAGAUGGAGGCCCUGGCCAAGGGGGGCUAAACACCGUUUCCUGGAGUACAUCCGGUCAAUGAGGAGGCUGAACCCUUGCCUUGCCAGGUGGGCCCUGUUCUUUUGACGUUGUCCUACAUUCCUGGGUGCAAGAAUGUAAGGGCAGAGCCCCUAUCCCGCUUGUAUGACACGGAGGAGAGGCCACUAGAUGACAGCCCCAAUCUGCCUGACUCCUGCAAAGUGGCACCUGUGGUAUGGGAGCUGGAUAACAAGAUCCAGCAGGCCAGGUGCCGUGAACCAUCCCCUGCUCUAUGUCCAGCUGGUCUCCAGUAUGUGCCUGCCACUGUGCGGGACAGGCUCAUCAAUUGGGCCCACACAACAUCCUCCUCCGGUCAUCCUGGUAUUGAGCAUACUUUGUUUGUUGUCUCACCGCCUUAUUCUGGUGGCCCACCUUGGCUAAGGAUGGGAGGGUGUAUGUCUCCUCCUGCUCAGUAUGUGCCCAGAGUAAGGCGCCAAGACACCUCCCCUCAGGGUUUCACCACCAUCCUGGUUGUUGUGGACCGGUUCUCAAAAACCUGCCAGCUCCUCCCUCUGCCUGGUAGCCCCACGGCCCUGCAAACUAAAGCACUUUUUACCCAUGUCUUCCAGCACUAUGGGAUUCCGGAGUACAUAGUGUCUGACCGUGGGCCCCAGUUAAUCUCAAGGGUCUGGAAAGCAUUCAUGGAAUGUUUAGGGGCCACGGUCAGUCUGACCUCCGGGUUCCAUCCCACGUCCAAUGGGCAGGUGUAGUGAACCAGGAAGUGUGAACCAGGAAGUGGGUAGGUUCGUGAGGUCAUACUGCCAGGACCGGCCGGAGCAUGGCCUCAACCAUUGUGGAGCAACCUCUUUCAGAGAAAAGGAAACAUGAUGUGGUUGAUGCUAACAAAGAAAAAAAGAAGCAGAAAUGUAGUCCUACAACUGAAAAGCUUGACACUGAAAAUAAGGCGGAGGUGAAGAAGAUAAUGCAAAGUGUCAGAUCCAAGCUUUAUGGAAUGAGUUCUACAAAACUUAUUGAAUUCCUCAGAAAUAAAAUUGAUAUGUUGGAUAAGGAUAGAAAAGAGAUGGUGGGUGUUUUUGGGAAGACUGGAGCUGGUAAGAGCUCCUUAAUAAACGCCAUCUUGGACGAGACGAAACUGCUUCCUUCUGGAAACGAAGGGGCGUGUACCUCAGUGAUGAUUCAGGUGGAGGCCAAUAUGACUAAUGAGAAAUACAUCGCAGAGAUUGAGUUCAUUUCAGUUCAGGAUUGGAAAGAUGAGCUAUCGUACAUCAUAGAACGCAGAUCUUUUCAGGAGAAAGACGAUGAAGACAAGGAAAUGGAUGACAAGGAUGAUGAUGAUGAAAAGAUAAAUGCUUUUUAUGGAAAAGACGGACAUGGAAAAGAUUUAGAUCAACUAAUGGAUAAAAAGUAUUUCCGAGAAAUUCCAGAAUUUAAUUUAUCACGUAAAAAAACUUUUAAUUAUGACACAGCUGAAGAACUCUCUAAAAAGAUAGCUUGUUUCACAUUGAGUGACUCAAACAGUGAUACAUUUGAACAAAUGUAUUGGCCACUUGUGAAAUGUUUAACAAUCAAGGUGCCAAACUCUAAAGACCUACUGGAGCAUGUUGUGCUGGUGGAUCUGCCAGGCAAUGGAGACUGUAACAAAAGCAGAGACUUGAUGUGGAAAUCGUUUAUAGGAAAAUGCUCUGCUGUUUGGAUUUUGAGCGACAUUUCACGAGCAACUUCAGAAAAGGAACCUUGGGAGAUUUUAAACAGCACUGUUAGCCUCUUUGGACCAGGAGGAGAAGGCAGAAGCAUCAACUUCAUCUGCACCAAGACAGACGACAUUGAGGAGAGUCAAAAGGAUGAUGCAUGCACCCGUAUUUUGGCCAGAAAUAUAAGAACCAAAAAAAAGGUUAAAGAAAUUUUCAAAAAACAAACAAAUAUAAAGAAUCACUUCAGUGACGCAGAGGGUGUCUUUAAGGUGUUUACUGUAAGUUCCAAGAAAUACAACAUGGAAAAGCAGAGUGAACCAGAUGAAAAAGCAGGUGCAAAAACAGAACAGUGGACGAAGGCUCUUAAUGAUACAGAAAUACCUCGCCUUCAGGAUGUUCUUAGAAAUCUCAAUGAUCAUCACAAAAGGACAUCAGAUUAUAUUUGUAGAGUGGAUGGGAUUCUCUCUCUGAUACAGGCAGCCAGAAACAGCGACAAGACGGACAACAAAAAAGUGUGCCUGCUUUUGGAAGAGAGGCUGGAGGAAAACCUUAAUUCCAUUGUUAAAUACAUGGACAAGACUUAUGAGGCUUUUGAUAAAUGCCUCACUGAUGGAGUUGAAGUUUCAGAAAAGUCCUGCAAGAAACUAUUGAAUAAUGAAAUCCAACCAGUCGGGAAAACAGGUCGUGGAUAUCAUAGAGUAGUGAAGUGUUUAUGCCAGAAUGAUGGCAUUCACAGACCAAAAGGGAAAAAUAAAAAGGAAAAGAACAUUAAUGAGAGUUUAAGCUCAUGCAUGAGAAGUUGUAUUGGUAAAACAUUUACACAUUACUUCCCAAAUGACAAAAGUGGCCCAAUCAAGAAGAUGAUUGAGAACUUCACACUUGACACAAACAACUUGGUUGAGAAGAACAUGAGUGUGUCUCUGCAUCUGACAUUCCUUAAGACAGAGGAAAAUGAGUUGAAGACACAACUAAUCUGUGACCUCCUUAAGAGAAAGAAGGAGAUCUACUUGACUCUAACCGAGUCAAUCAAGGACUCCAUGCAUGUGGCCUAUGAAAGUGCAUCAAAAUAUACAGGAGAAGAUUCUCUGAAAAAUAUGAAAAAUGAGCUACAUCAGCACUUGGAGAAAGCGAAUAUUUUCCAGAAGGCCAAGAAAGAGAUGCUCAAAGGAUUAACUGACCUGAAGGAGCACAUUAGGGAAGAACUGGAGCGUAAAUUAGAAGAAUCAAUCAACAUCUCAUUGAAGACUCCCGACAGCUCGCUCCUCCCAGAUGUUACUGAGGAUUUUAACAAGAUUAAAGAGCUGAUGGUUUGCCUUAGUACAAGACAUGUGCCCACAAUAUUGGAUCCUCACACAAAAAACACAGGAUUUCAGUCUCAGCCUGAAAAGGGACAGAAGCAUGUGCAGGGGUCAAGAGGUUUAACUAGUCAACCUACCUUCAGGCCUACCUAUAGCCUCCAAUGCCCCGAGGCAGGUCUUUUCCAGUGUGAUUCAACUGGACUGGUGUUUGAGAUGACUGGGAAGGGAGAUGUGCUUUACCAGAUGAGUCAAUGGUACACCAGCCACAUGGGCUCCAUGACUCCAGCGGGACCCCUAUUCAGCAUCAACUGCCCUGCAGUCCCCCAACUGCAUCUCCCACACUGUAUGUGUGACGAUGAGGAAGAAGUCUUGUCAGUGGCUCAUUUUACUGGCGGCACAAUGGAGAUUGUGAAGCCACUCAAGACAACUGCCUCACAUGUGGUUGUAAACAUCCCAAACCCUUCCCUAGUUGGCCUCAUCAGAUGUGGUGUGUCUACACUCCCUGUCCAAAGCCAGGUGCUGCUGUUCCUCUGUCCGCAAGGGAACACAAACCAAAAGGGGAUACUGAAUGUUUUUUUGUUGCCCAAGAAUGUGCCGAUCUUUGAGGUGGAACAUCAACAGAAGGGGAGUACUGUCAUUAAAACCAGUUCUGAAUGCACUUUGAUUACUGGAAGAAAAUAUGGUCUCUGUUGUGAGCUAGUGGACUAUAACAUAAGUCUAAAAAGGGUGCAGUAUGAUGGUGACUACAGCCCAAACUUUCUACCUACAUUUCAGGUGUAUUUGGAAUGUAUUUCAGAUGCCAAGAACAUGAACCUGACUCUUAUAGACAGAGAGAAUAAUGACCAGAAAGUCUGGGAGUGUGUAGUUCAAACCGGUUAGUAAAAUGCCAGCUGGUUACGAAAGUUGCCCCCUUCCACUGUUUUCAACUCAUGGGAUAAAUUCAUCUGAUUAAACUUUCUUCUCAACUUUAACAUGUAAAGCACAUUUAAAAUGCAGAUAGACAGUUGCACAUUGUACUGUUUUCUGGUCCAGCCAUCAUAUCCUGAGGUAAAAUCUUCUAUGUUAAACUCUGGUUAUUGCUGUUUACCAAAGUUUCCAUUAGUUUGUUCCUGUACUUUACUUUUUUUAUUUGAAUUUAAUUAAAUCAAAUCAGUGUAGCAAAUUAUAUUACAUUUUAGAUGUAUAGUUACUCUUGUUUAUUUCAUAGUCCUUUAUUACACUGACAUUUACAAAAUUGUUACGCUAUUAAAUGAAUAUUACUUUUUUAUUACUUUUUCUCUUGUAGUAAUCAUGUAUUGAGGGUUUAUUUUAUGAA
Esox lucius (northern pike) is the source of this 4430-nucleotide messenger RNA. Its product is annotated as nuclear GTPase SLIP-GC-like. The coding region runs from base 944 to 3994 and encodes 1016 amino acids. Lineage: Eukaryota; Metazoa; Chordata; Actinopteri; Esociformes; Esocidae. The record is from RefSeq and is a predicted model, not a curated record. The transcript has 24 exons. Gene Ontology annotation, molecular function: GTPase activity.